Stereum hirsutum FP-91666 SS1 is the source of this 1482-nucleotide messenger RNA. RefSeq lists its product as uncharacterized. The transcript has 5 exons. The record is from RefSeq and is a predicted model, not a curated record. NCBI's taxonomy places the organism in Eukaryota, Fungi, Basidiomycota, Agaricomycetes, Russulales, Stereaceae. The coding region runs from base 1 to 1482 and encodes 493 amino acids.
AUGCUUCAUGACACAGAAGCCGUCGUUACUGGUAGCAUCAUCCCCCGCUUUCUGCUCGAUGAUCAAAAUCAAUACAUCCCCGUAUCUCUCGACAUUGUUUGUCCCGGAUUCAUCAGCGACGCCCCUGAUAUCGCGCACAAAUUCGUCAUUAAGAUCGGAGGGGAGGAAACGAGUCCGGGGUUCGGAAAUGAUAACAUGGAGGAGGUAGAGGGUAUCGUGGAGGAACGUGCCUACGACCUCUACACGGAGAACGUAUGGCGUGGCCGCUCUAUCCGUCUCUUUCUAUCAUCAGGCUCUCGACCAUCCGCUGCUGUUCCUUGGACAUGGUCCACUCACCUCGUCAACUACAUCACCUGCGAUGGCCUGGUCGUGGCUUAUCCUAAAACGACCUUCGAUCGGGUCGGUCUUAUUCCCCCUCACCGGCGUCAUUCGCUCCCGCCCCCCCGCAUCCUCAUUCGAACCGCGCGCCGCCCAUUCCUAGUUCAAGACAUGCCGGCAACCGAACGUUCACCGGGCAAUGUGCUCCCCGCAGCAUACUGUGCCGAUACAGCGCGCUCUUUUGCGGAUGCAGCCUGCUUCAAGCUCGUCUGGAGCCGUAGUGCAGUCAUGCCUUUGAGAGGAGCGGACGGUUUGAUUGCAGACAUGGACCUCGGUGCACUUGUGGGAUGGCAAUAUAUUCUGUCCGCUACAUUCGAAGGCUACACAAACCCCCGCAUACAUCUCGCGGGUAAUCGAGGCUUGGACGUCGUCUUGGUCGAGAGAAUAUUUGCGCAUGUACCCAUUCCCACGUUGUGGUCGACGCGGCUUGCUUCCAAGUUCUGGUACUACGCUGUCAAGAACUAUCUACGCCGCAAGCAUACACAGCUUCUCCGCAAGUACGUAGACGACGAGGAGGCCUUUCGCUCUCUCAUGCGGCGCACCGGUACGAUCAUUUCCGGCUCAGAAGCACUCGACUUCGUCCUCCACGGCACAUCAUGUCCCCCGGUACACGCUCACGACAUGGACAUCUACGCGAACUCUCUAUAUGCUCUUUCCAUUGUAUUGCACCUCCGUGACCUGGAGGGGUAUCGCGUCAUUGUGGAGAGACGACUGUCAGGGCUCGGCGAGCUUAUCGGAGACUACGGCGCAGGUGUGGUAUCUGUCACAACACUUGUGAAUGUCGGACGUGGGACGAAGCUUCAAGUUGUCUGCGUCGCUAGAUUGUCGGCGGUGCACCAAAUAUCGCUUUUCUGGUCCACGCUCGUCAUGAACUUCUUAACCGCGGACGGGUUUUCGAUGGCAUACCCGUCGUUGACCCUUCGCGGAAUUGGGCUCGUUUCUACUAUCAGCAACUCCGGUAUCAGCAAAAACGCGUGUAUUGCGAAAUACAUCGACCGCGGCUUUACUAUAGUUGGCUUCGAGGCCGAUGUCUACAGAAAUGCUGUCUACGCAUGGGAGCCUCCAGGUAUCGAACGACUGGGGUCAUCCGACGGAGAUGACUAA